AUUAACCUUUUUCUGCAUGCGGGCUUGCUGCCUUCUGGUUGCGGUACUACUGUAAGCCCCCCCUCCCCCCUCCUCCUCCUCCGCCGCUCCAUCGCCUCGCGUGCGUGCGUGCUCGUCCCCGUGCCCACGUCGAUUCUGUGGCAAGUGAUCAAUCACGUGUGAGGUUGCAAUGAGAGGGCGCAGCCCGUACUACAGUCCGCGCAGGGGCUACGACAGCCCUCCGCGCAGGGGUUAUGAUAGUCCUCCGCGAAGGAGUUAUGGCGGGAGGAGGCGCAGUCCUAGCCCUCCCCCUCGAGGUGGUCGUGGUGGGUAUGGGAGGGAACCCGAGCCUCCUACUAGUCUCCUCGUUCGCAAUAUCCCGCGCGACUGCACCGCUGACGAUCUUCGUAUUCCUUUCGAGCGUUACGGGGUUGUAAAGGACGUAUAUUUACCAAGGGACUACUACACAGGACUACCACGAGGGUUUGGAUUUGUGCAAUUUUUAGAACCACGAGAUGCUGCAGAAGCGCAGUACUGUCUGGAUCACCAGUUGAUAGCAGGACGUGAAAUUACUGUAGUGUUCGCCGAGGAGAACCGGAAGAAACCUCAAGAAAUGCGCAUAAAGGAGCGUAUCAGGGGUCGACCUGGAUUUGGAGGGCGUAGAGGAUCACGUUCACGUUCUCCACGGCGAUUUUCCCCUUCUCCCCGUGGUGGUCGCAGGUCAAGGUCACCUUCCCGAACAGGCAGGGGUCACCGCCGUAGGUCAUACACGCCCUCUCCAGGAUAUCAUGGUAAUGCUCCUUCCAGAUCACCCUCUCCUGUAAAAUCUCAUAGGAGGACGCGAGAUCGAACUCCUGAUUCGUCUAAAAGGUCUCCAUCUCCACCAUCUCGAUCUAGAGAUCCUCAAGCCCGCGCAAACGGUAGGGAUCAGUACGGUUCUCGGUCGCGAAGUCCGGGUAGUUCACCAUCGGUUCCCCCAAGAAGACGAAGGUCCCCAUCGCCGAGGCAAUACUCACCCGACGAACGGAGGCUCCAGGAGGCGGACAUGUAGAUCUCCCAACUACAUUUCAGGCAGGAAUGAAACUUGAAGAUGCUAAGACCCCUUGUGUUGGACAAACAGUUGUGCAUGAAUGAAGCGCUUCGACGUUGGGAUGUGAAGCUAUUACAACGCUUGAAAGUUUCUUUUCCUUUUCUUUUUUCUUUUUUUAGUGACGGCUUUAUAUUGAGGUCUAGAUGGCAAUACCAUUGUUGAAGACCAGCCUUCAUGCUUUGCUGAUGCUACUUUUCUGUCGGUUGAGUGGUGUUUACUAGUCAGAAAGGAUUGCCGUUUUCCCAGCUGUGUGCAAUCAGGAUAAGAGUCAUGACGGCCCUGUUAGUCUUAGGCUUGGCACAUUUGAGCUUACUGGGGCUUAGUGACUCCAGAUGUCAUCAAGUUUGUUUCAUGAGUCAAGACCUGACUCCAGCUUUUCACUUAGUUUGUGUUGUCUUAUGUAUAUUGUCAGCAUCUUAAUUGUCGAGAUUUGUGGUAUCUCUUCA
This is a messenger RNA of Physcomitrium patens, 1515 nucleotides long. RefSeq names its product serine/arginine-rich SC35-like splicing factor SCL30A. Gene Ontology annotation, molecular function: RNA binding. The record is from RefSeq and is a predicted model, not a curated record. NCBI's taxonomy places the organism in Eukaryota, Viridiplantae, Streptophyta, Bryopsida, Funariales, Funariaceae.